Messenger RNA from Hordeum vulgare subsp. vulgare (domesticated barley), 3649 nucleotides. RefSeq names its product putative disease resistance RPP13-like protein 1. Bases 330 to 3578 code for a protein of 1082 amino acids. Gene Ontology annotation, molecular function: ADP binding. NCBI's taxonomy places the organism in Eukaryota, Viridiplantae, Streptophyta, Magnoliopsida, Poales, Poaceae. The transcript has 3 exons. The record is from RefSeq and is a predicted model, not a curated record. Gene Ontology annotation, biological process: defense response to other organism.
UAAGCAAUCUCCGGAUCAAAAACAUUGGCCACAGCACGACGGUGCUAGCCCGAUCUAGUAGCGAGCAGGAGCCAUAAAAAUUCCGUUGGUGACUAGUGGGGACGUGACCGCCAUGUCAUGUCAUUGCCUCUCCCGAUUGGAUUUGAAAUGGAUCACGGAAAUUAAACGAGUAAACUAUUUUGGCUUAGGGGAGACGUGCAUCAAGCCCCUGCUGGCAAGUCAAUGGACGCAGCGCCAUCCCACAACAGCACAACAUAAAGGAAGUUCCGCCCGGCGGACGGCAGUUGCCAACAACAAACUGGCAAACGCCGUCGUCGACCAAGCCGGCGAUGUCCGAUGUGAGCCCCUCCCCGAGCCGCGCCGUGGUCGCUCGGGCGCGGCGGAGGCGCCGGCCGACGGCUGAAGCGACGACGUGCCCGCUCCGGCCACCGGCGGAGACGACGACAGCCAGCAACAGCAAGAGCAGGGUCACCGGCGCAGAGGCGAAGGCCGCGACGGCGUGGCUGGUGGCAUACCAGGAGGCCGUGUACGCUUGGGACGAUGCGGUGGACGAUCUGGAGGCUCACGUGGAGAAGGAGAAGGAGCCGUCGCCGGAGGAGGCUAAGAGAUCAAUUCUCCGUUGGCUCUUACGGUCAUCAGCUGUCAAUAGGACAGGGAAGAAACUGAACGCCAAUAUAGAAAAGCUGCACAAGAAAGUGCUUGCAGUUUUACAGCGGGGACAGGAACAAGAUCUUAUACAAAUGAACUGGCAGCGACACGGUUGGAUAAGUAAAUUUUUGGGGAGUCCGUCAACUAACUCUUGUAGCCUGGGAAACCUAGAGCAGGAAAAGAUGAAGUUGAUUGAUAUUUUGACUGACAGCCAAAGCUCCAGCACUGUUGUUACCAUAGUUGGGUGCUGCGGAAUUGGCAAGACUACACUGGCACAGAAAGUAUAUGAUGAUUGCUACACGAGAAAUGUUUUCAAUACAACCAUAUGGGUAGAUGGUUCCAAAGACACAACUGGCGUGGGAUUACUGUCCGCAGUCGUACGUGCCGCUGGUGGGAAACCUAGAGCAGAAGCUCAAAGUAGGGAGAAAAUUAUGGACAUGUUGGCUGUAAUACUUGAAGGGAAGAGAUUCUUACUGGUUCUCGAUGAUAUAUCGAGUCACCAUAACCAUGAGAGUUUCCUGGGAGACCGCUCGUUUGUAAAGCAUGGAAGCCGAAUUCUGAUCACAACUCGAGACCAGAGAGUUGCAGCAGGAAUGAAUCGUAGCUACAUUCAUAAUAUGCAGGAAUGGCCUUUCCAAGAUUGCUGGACUCUGCUAUGUGCUAGUGCUGGCCUGGACAAGGAACAUGAUCAGGAGAACUUGAGGAAUAUUGUGAUAACAAUUAUCCAGAGAUGCAACAAGGUCCCACUGGCUAUCAAGAUUAUCGGCGGUGUCCUAGCAACCAAGGACCCGACACAGGCGGAGUGGCAGCAGGUUAAUGAAAGUGAACUGUGGUCCUUGGAUCUGGAGGACAUUCCUGGUGGGAUGAAGAAACUGAGUGGGCCUGUCUACAUGGCAUACAGUAAUUUGCCCUACCGAUUGAAGCUAUGUUUCCUUUACUGUCUGCAGCUCCCAGAAGGCUUUGUGGUUAGCCAGCAUGUUGUUACUAGGAUGUGGAUAGCAGAGGGCUUUAUCAUCGAUGAAGAAAAUGACUGUGAUCCUCAGGAUAUUGCAGACCGCUUUUACAGGGAGCUGGUGCUCACAAACCUUCUGGAGCCUGAGAUUGGCUCUGCUGACAUGACAAGAUGCACAGUACAUGGCUGUGUCAGGUCUGUUUUACAAUUCUUAAUUAAGCACCGGUGGUUUGGGGAGAACAAGCAGGCAUCUAGUAUUGAAGAAGCAGGAAGUCUGACAAGGUUCAGGACAGUGAUCUGCAAGAAUCCCUUGGCUGACCGUGGCCUGGACAAAGUGUUUAUGGGGCGAAGAUAUUUGAGAGUGCUGGACCUUACUGGCACUGGUAUUAGGCACAUUCCAGGGUCAAUAGCACUUGUUCAUCACCUUCGGCUCUUAAAUCUUUCUCUGACUCAAAUCACAGAACUUCCAGAGUCCAUUGAGAGCCUCAGAAAUCUGCAAUUCUUGGUCCUCCGGUGUUGCAAUGUGCUUCAUUCUCUGCCAGAGGGAAUCGGUAAGCUGCACAACCUGCAGUGCCUCGAUCUCGAAGGAUCAGUGCCACAGCUUGUCUUGCCAAGCUUGGUAGACUUGAAGCAGCUAACUACUCUACGUGGUUUCAUAGUGAACCACAAGGAAGUAACUGAGAAAGAUGUCAGUGGGUGGCCAUUGGAAGAGCUGGAACAUAUGAACUCUUUGAGAAGCCUCCAGAUACUGAAGAUAGACAGAGUAAUGCAGUUUACCAGGGCACAAGAAGCUGCACUGGAGAUGAAGUCUCACCUGACACAGCUUGAUCUAUGUGGUAGCUCCAGUGAUCCGCAUCUACACGUACCAGCGGCAGAAGCUAGAAGGCUCCAUGGAGUUCUCAACAGUCUCCGCCCUCACGGAUGCCUGGAGUCUCUCAAAAUAGCAAGUUACCACGGGCGAUUAUUUCCAGAAUGGUUACUGCAGCUCCCCAGUCUCCAACGGCUGGUUCUUGCUGAUUGCAAAAUCUGUGAGAGCCUCCCUUGUCUCGGACAGCUACCCCAACUCAAGUUUCUCACCAUAACCAGCUGUUCUAAGUUGCGUACUAUUCAGCGAGGGCGGUACACAGGAUCAGCAUUUCUGAAGCUAGAGCAUCUCCAUGUAGAUGACAUAGAGAAUUUGGAGUCAUGGAAAGGAUUCCAAGCUGGCGACUUUCCUUCCCUGAUCAAGUUUCAUCUAGAUAGCUGCCCCAACAUAGAGUCACUCCCAGCUUGCCUUGAGUACUCCAAACAACUGAUAAGCAUGAAGGUUGUUGCUGCUGGUAGCCUCAUAGUGAUUGGCAACCUACCCAUGCUCAAAGAGUUAAUUGUGCAAGACAGCAAAGCUCUUACCACUGUCUCCAAUCUUCCAUCACUAGAAGUUCUGAUGGUCAUUGGCUGCUCUGGGCUGCAGGAUGUGAAGGGAAUCAGAUGUGUAAGGCACCUCCGCAUAGUAGACAGAGAGCUCACAAGGCUUCCAGAUUGGUUGACAGGGCACGCUUCAGUGCUGCAGACGUUGACUGUCUUCGGCACGGAGGAACUGCUCGGCGUGUUAAUUCCCAGUGGAAAAGAUUGGCCGGCCAUUCUUGACAUCGAAAAAGUUUAUGGUAACCUGACUGAUGGAUCUCCAUUCUUCACAUACACAAAGAAGACGGGCGAUUUCCAGGCAUUUGGAGAGCAACGAGAUCUUGUUGUCAGAUCAGUAGUUGACCAUCAGUUGGAGGGCUGGUCUUCACAUAUCAUGGCUAGGAGUUUUAUCUCUCGAAUCAGCAUGCACAAUACCAUCAAAUGGUAUUUGAUUCCUCUACUUGCUACUGCACUGGUGCUUUUGCUGUCCAUGGUCGAGGAGAUUAAAGUCAUAGGAGUCUUCCUCGUCUUCUUCACUAUCAUAGCAUGCUUUUGGUGUCUUUACUUCUUCAGUAUCUGUAAAGCUUCGAACUAAGAUUAGAGGAAAUCAAACCAUGUGGGAAGAAAGGGAUUGAAUAUUCCAGUGGUAUAUAUACUCAUUGUAAA